AACAAUUUCUACCCAAAAAGUGAAGAUAGAUUAGAUUAAAUUUGUAUUAAAUGAAAUUCCCUUUCUAAUCAACCCCCUCCUCCAAAAUGUCAACCAUAUUCCGGUAUAUAAGUACCAUAUUCCCUAUUGUACCAAUAUGGUCCAUAUUUUUCUACACUCCUCUAUAGUAUCUUAUAACUCAAAACACUUGUACAUCAAAUUCAAACCAAAGUGAUAUAUUAAGUGAAAGAAAGCUAAGGCUUUGCUAUUGUACAGCAUGGGAGAAGAGUUUCAAGGUGGAGUUUGUGGCACAUGGUGGAAUCCACCGCAUAGUUUAUUCUCCGGCGGCGUAUCGUCACCGUGUUCGGUGGCUCAACUUGGUGGUGGCUUUGAUAUGGGCAGCUUUGGGUGGCCAAAUGAAGUUAUAAAAGGCAGCAAGUUUAAUAAUAAUAAUAACAAUAACAAUAAUAAUCCAACUUUUGAUAACUUAAUCUUUCCAGAUCAAAUGGAUUCUUCACUUGAUAUUUUAGGCUUUGGCCUUUCACCCACUUCCUCAACUACUGAUUGGAAUCAUCAAAAUCUGCUUUGUAACACUGGAAAUAAUGAGGGAAACUUUGAUUCCAUAUUACAAGAUAAUUUGAAUAAUACAAGAUUAAGUUCUUAUGGGAUGGAAGCAAAUUCGCAAAAUAUUAUGAAUUCCAGCAAUUUUACUAGCCAAGAUGCAUCACCACCCAUGGCGUUAACUGCUUCUAGUAAUAGCUCAGGUGAUUCAAGUACAAUCACAAGCGAAGGCGGUCUAGCAACGAGCUUUCCUAUGAGUUCUUCAGCUUCAUACUUGAUUCAAUCCUUGUUUGAUGACUGUGAUGAGGCUCAAGUACUACAUGAGCCACAAUCGGCGAUACCUCAGUAUCAGCUCAUCAGUAACCCUUCAAACUAUGCUUCUUUGGAUACAAGUUGCGAAAUCAUAUCAUCUAAUGCUUGGGUUGAAACAAGUGUUGGUAACACACAUCCUUCUCUUCCUUCUCAACAACAUAUACUACAAAGUAACAAGCUUAAUAAUGGAGGGAUGAGCGCGUUGAUUCAUGAUCAUGGACAAGUGUUUAGUGGUCAAUACUCUCCAACAACUCUUAAUAACAUUCGAGCUAGCUUGUUGAAUUCCUUGCAAUCAAGAUCUCGAGGUCCUUCUUUCAACCAGAAAUCACACUCUUCUACUAGCUUACCUAACAAGGUGAACAAUAAUGAAGAGCCUCGUCGCGAGUCUAAGAAUAACACUAGCAACAAUGAUCAACCCCAAGCUAAGAGGCCGCGGAUUGAGACUCCAUCUCCCUUGCCAACGUUUAAGGUCCGGAAAGAGAAGCUAGGGGAUCGGAUAACUGCGCUUCAACAACUAGUUUCACCUUUUGGAAAGACUGAUACUGCAUCGGUUCUACAUGAAGCCAUUGAAUACAUCAAGUUUCUCCAUGAUCAAGUUCAUGUUCUAAGCACUCCAUAUUUGAAAGGUGGAAAUCCAAUGCAACAACAGGAUUGUGAUAAAUUGAAGGAUAAUCAGGAAGAAUGCAAACAAGAACUAAGAAGUAGAGGGCUAUGUCUUGUACCUAUAUCAAGCACCUACCCAGUUGCUCAAGAGACCCCAGUUGAUUUUUGGACACCUACAUUUGGAGGAACAACAACAACAUUCAGGUAGCUACUAGCAAGGUUCAUUAGUAUAUAGGGUGAAAUCAUGAAACUCAAUUGAUACCCUUCUCAACCACAAGUGUCCAAAAACAAAUACUACUAUUGUCAAUAUCAAUAUCAUCAUAUUUUGUAGCAUAAAAAAAUGGGUAAAAAUCAUGACUUUCAACUCCAAAAAAAAAAAAAAUAGAAUAAAAAAAAUACCAUAUGGUAUGGCAGCUGCCACAUCUUGCUUUAGGUUGGAUAAUUCUUGGAUCAAAGCAAGAGGCAAAACAAAAACAAAAAAAAAGAAAGAAAAAAAAAAAGGAAGAGGAGAGAGAAAAAGAGGAAAGGGAAGAGACCCUUGAAAAGAAAUAUAUGACAAGCAAAUGUUUGGUCCACUAUUAUAGGAAUAAUGAUGUAUGUAGGGCACAAGAAAAUAGUUAGGGGCAAGUGUGGUUGUUUUUCUUUUUUGCUUUCUAAUUUUUUUUCUUCUUCUUAUGUUUAGUUAAGUACUUUAAUUUGGUUGUAAUAAUAGAGGGGUUAGGAGCAGGAACAAGUGCUAAAUUUAGCUGGAAGAUUUUAGUUUAUUAGAAUUAUUAGGGUAAGAGAGAUUAUUGUACUUUGUUAUAGAGAUAUCGCUGAAUUUAGCAUAAUAUGUUCCUGCUUCCUUCCUGCUCAUCUCCAUCUGUGUAAAAGGAAUAUUUAGUUUUGUGCUAUGUAUCAAUUCAAGCA
Molecule: messenger RNA, 2364 nt
Organism: Beta vulgaris subsp. vulgaris (sugar beet)
Lineage: Eukaryota; Viridiplantae; Streptophyta; Magnoliopsida; Caryophyllales; Amaranthaceae
Product: transcription factor bHLH112
Exons: 7
Coding region: 257-1663 (468 amino acids)
Biological process (GO): regulation of transcription by RNA polymerase II
Cellular component (GO): nucleus
Molecular function (GO): RNA polymerase II cis-regulatory region sequence-specific DNA binding; DNA-binding transcription factor activity, RNA polymerase II-specific; protein dimerization activity
Source: RefSeq, a predicted model, not a curated record